Molecule: messenger RNA, 2776 nt
Organism: Nematostella vectensis (starlet sea anemone)
Lineage: Eukaryota; Metazoa; Cnidaria; Anthozoa; Actiniaria; Edwardsiidae
Product: N6-adenosine-methyltransferase subunit METTL3
Exons: 21
Coding region: 318-1850 (510 amino acids)
Cellular component (GO): nucleus; RNA N6-methyladenosine methyltransferase complex
Molecular function (GO): mRNA (2'-O-methyladenosine-N6-)-methyltransferase activity; mRNA m(6)A methyltransferase activity
Source: RefSeq, a predicted model, not a curated record
CGAUGAUCAUUCGGCUGGUUUGACGUGCAUUGGUGAACAUGUCACUUGCAAAUAUUCAGAAAAUCAUACAAAAUGCAGCAAAUAUCUCACUGAAAUAGGAGAAAUAUCUUACACAAAUAGUCCAGCUUACUUACCAGGUGCACUUUCUUGUAGUAAAAAGCAAACGUCUUAGCGAAGUUUGUGGUUUUGCCCUCCUCAAGGCGCCAUGUCUGACACAUGGUCUGAUAUUCAAGAACACAAACGAAAACAGGAGAGUUUGCGCGAGAGAUUACAGAAACGGCGAAGGGAAAGACAAGGGAUAGGGCUUAGUGAAACAGAUGGCAAGUUCAUCAACACCUCCACCUUCGUCACCUCAAUCCAUAGAAGACAGCAGCAGCGGGAAAAAACAACCAGAAUUUGUGAAAGUUGACCCUCAGCUGGAAAAUAGUCUCAUCGCAUGUUUAUGGGACUCCACCUUUAUUUUUCCUGUGGAUUCAGUCGUUAUCACCAACCACUUAAAAAAUCAGGAAAAUGCUGUCAACCCUACCAGAGAAGCAAUACAAAACUUACUAGAGAAGCUUGCUAUCCAGGAUUUUAUCUGUAUAAAGCCAGGGACUGCUCAAGAUGGUAGGCCCUGUGUGAUUGUGACAGAAAAAGACCAUUCUAAGUUAGAUGCUGUGGCCCAGGAGCUAAACCUAGCAGACAAAACAGCUAAUACGAGAAAGAGAAAGCGAGAAAGUGAGUCGUCUGAUGCUGUUAAGGAUGUUGUGCCGGCCAAAGUCAAGGAAGAAACCCAAGAUGACCUACAGAAACUUCUCUCCCAGCCUACAAUGAAGGAACAAGAGAGCAAAAAAGUUGGCCUAGACAUCUUGGAUCUGUUGAAUGUGCCAUCUCACAAGGAGCAAGGCAUAGCCCAAAAGUUCAAGUCGCAGGGCGGGGCUUUUGUCCAUGAGUUCUGUGAACAUGGGACACAUGAAGACUGCCGUAAGAAUAAAAAACAUGGGCAGCCAUGUAAGAAAGUCCACUUCAGGAAGAUCCUACAGAAACACACUGAUGAGACUCUUGGAGACUGCUCAUUUCUUAACACAUGCUUUCAUAUGGACACAUGCAAGUAUGUACAUUAUGAGGUAGAUUAUAAUGACAUGGCAAUGAAGAGGAAAGAAGAAAUGGAGAAAGACAAGCUAAAAGAUGAGGUCUCAUCAUCAAAGGAAGAUUCUGGGAAAAUUAUUCUCUAUCCUCCACAGUGGAUAUCUUGCGAUGUGCGCUCACUUCAGAUGGACGUUCUUGGGAAGUUUUCCGUUAUCAUGGCCGACCCUCCUUGGGACAUCCACAUGGAGCUGCCUUAUGGGACAAUGUCUGAUGAUGAGAUGAGGAACCUUAGCGUCCCCUCUCUUCAGGACAAUGGCUAUAUCUUUCUGUGGGUUACUGGCAGAGCUAUGGAGCUUGGUCGAGAAUGCCUUGAAAUUUGGGGCUAUGAACGGUGUGAUGAGUUGAUCUGGGUGAAGACCAACCAAUUACAACGACUAAUUAGGACAGGACGGACCGGACACUGGAUCAACCAUGGAAAAGAGCAUUGCUUGAUUGGAGUUAAAGGCGAUACCACUGGGUUCAAUCGGGGCAUGGACUGUGAUGUUCUCGUUGCUGAGGUCCGUGAGACAAGUCACAAGCCUGACGAGAUUUAUGGACUGAUAGAACGUCUUUCACCAGGAACAAGGAAGAUAGAACUGUUUGGUCGCCAGCAUAAUGUCCAGCCCAAUUGGAUUACCCUGGGGAACCAACUGGACGGAGUGCGGUUGCUUGAUCCGGAGGUUGUCGCUCGCUUCAAAAAACGCUACCCCGACGGCAACCCCAUGACAAAGAAGCCAAGCUGAUGUCGAGAGAAGCCAUGUGACUGAUUUUAACAGAAAGCCAUGUCAGUGCUGAUGUCACAGUUUUAUCGGAACUGGUACUGAUGACGAGAAAGACAUUGACUGAUUAGGGAAAGGUCUAACAGGAAGAUAUACCAGUUGAUGUUAGUCGUAUAUAUCGGAACCCAUGUCAGUGCUGAUUUCAACGGGGAGCCAUGUGACUGCUACUGCCGAAAUCAAUUUAUACCGAAAACUAAGUCACUACUAAUGGUACAGUUAUGCUAUAUAACUGCUAUUAAAUGUGGGAGCUAUCAAGCGUCGUAUUAUCCAUGAGCCGUAUCCAAUGCAAAUGCAAGCAUUUAAAAUUUAUUUUAUUUUUAUUUUAUUAGCUUUGCCACAAUAGGCGGGGUAGUCGCAACAGCAUGGCCAUUUACUGCGGACUCUUUAAAAACUACAUAAUUACAACAGAUAAUAGAAGAUGUAAAAAGACUAUUUACAACAAGUUACAGGACGAGCUAGACUACGGCAUGAAUUACAAUUAAUACAGACAGUUUUGUACGUACGCGGAUCUUCUGCGUCGUAGAAAUCUAAGGCGGCAAAGAAGUAGUCUAGAAUGGCUGAUUUGAAAGAGCUUAAAGAAGAGUAGUUAAUCAAGUUUAGUUCACUGGAGAGUUCCAUAUCCUAGUUGUACGGACAAAAAAAGAUUUCUGAUAUGUUGUAGUUUCACACUUAGGUUCAGUGUACUUUACACAGUUUAGGGAGGAUCUUGUUUGCCUUGUGCGACGUAUAGUAGGGAGAAGUGACGGAUUUAGGUUUAGAAGUUCAUUGGUCAUUUUAAAAAAGAAUACUAAGUCCAGGUACUCGUGCCAGUAGGUUAAAGGGAAAAGAUGCAGAAAUCUGAGCCUAGAGCUGUAUGAUAUUUAUGUAAAAAAUGAAAGUUCCAGUAUGUA